Messenger RNA from Rhineura floridana, 1707 nucleotides. It is a transcript of the gene STOML2, whose product is annotated as stomatin like 2. The transcript is spliced from 10 exons. Bases 34 to 1551 code for a protein of 505 amino acids. NCBI's taxonomy places the organism in Eukaryota, Metazoa, Chordata, Lepidosauria, Squamata, Rhineuridae. Gene Ontology annotation, cellular component: membrane. The record is from RefSeq and is a predicted model, not a curated record.
UCGGCUCUCGCUCGCGGUGGGAGAGAGUCCGCCAUGUGCGUGGCAAGGCAGCCUAGGACUUCCGCUUGGUGGACAGUCAGUCGUAAGGCGCUGCUUCCUCCCGCGAGCAGAAGCGCGUCCCUCCACUGGCAUCGGGCUGCGGCCUUCAGCCAGGCCACCCCAAGUCCAGCCGUUGGAAAAGGAGUUCCGGAGCACAGGCUGGCCGACGAGGCGGCGUCCUCCCCCUUCCCUUCCCUUUACGCCUUCACUCCUGCCAGGCCAAAAGGCCCGAGCAGUGGGCAGAACCGAGAGAACGACCUCCCCACGUCGACGGAGCCGCUAAAGAGCCGCGAGCGGCCUCCACGCAAGAGCGGAGUUGCACGGGAGCCGGCAGUCGGCGGUGCGAUCCCGUUGUUCUUUGGAGGCGGAAGGGCUUCGGCGACGGACCAACAUCCGGCGGCGGCCCUCGAGGGAGCGAUGCUGGCGUUGCGGACGGCGCGGGGGGUCGCCAGGGGGCUCCUUCUGCGGGAGAGCUGCAGGCGGCCAGUGCCCACAAUACGGUUGGCUAGGGUGCCACAGAGAUGGUCCUCCAGCCUGCCCAUGAACACUGUGAUCCUCUUCGUACCCCAGCAGGAAGCAUGGGUGGUGGAGCGCAUGGGCAAGUUCCAUCGCAUCCUGGAGCCAGGACUGAACUUCCUCAUCCCGCUCCUGGAUCGUAUCCGUUAUGUGCAAAGCCUCAAAGAAAUUGUCAUCAACGUGCCAGAGCAGUCGGCUGUUACCCUUGAUAACGUGACCCUCCAGAUAGAUGGUGUCCUCUACUUGCGCAUCAUGGACCCUUACAAGGCGAGUUAUGGAGUGGAGGAUCCAGAGUAUGCUGUCACCCAGCUGGCCCAGACCACCAUGCGAUCUGAGCUGGGCAAACUCUCCCUUGAUAAAGUCUUCCGGGAGCGUGAAUCCCUCAACUCCAGCAUUGUGGACGCUAUUAACCAGGCCUCAGACUACUGGGGCAUCCGGUGCCUGCGCUAUGAGAUCAAGGACAUCCACGUGCCGCCUCGCGUCAAGGAGUCGAUGCAGAUGCAGGUGGAGGCCGAGAGGCGCAAGCGGGCGACCGUGCUGGAGUCGGAAGGGACCCGGGAGUCGGCCAUCAACGUAGCCGAGGGGCGGAAACAGGCGCAGAUCUUGGCCUCUGAAGCAGACAAAGCGGAGCAGGUCAACCAAGCUGCCGGGGAGGCCAAGGCCAUUCUGGUGAGGGCUCAGGCCAAGGCAGAAGCAAUCCGCGUUGUGGCAGCUGCUCUGGCAGAGCAGAACGGCAACGCUGCAGCUUCGCUGUCAGUGGCUGAGCAGUACGUGUCUGCUUUCUCUAAGCUGGCAAAAGAGACCAACACCAUCCUCCUGCCGUCCAGCACAGGAGACAUCACCAGCAUGGUAGCCCAGGCAAUGGGGAUCUACAGCUCCCUCAGCAAGCCUCAGCCCCUGAAGGCCACGGAAGCCACGGCUCCUCCCUCCACCCUCCAGGGACAGCAGCCCUCAAUCACAGAGUACUCUGAGCAGGAGCAGCCAACUGCCAGCUGACAGAGAAGCCUGCGGGCACGGAGCACAGGGAUGCCCCCUCCUCCAUGCCUGCCGUGGGUGGACCUUGCAGCCCCCUGACCUUUGACUCUUGCCCUUCCCACUUUGCUUUAUUUUCUAAUUUGGAUUUAAUCAUGUAAUAAAAGGAGGUAGCCAGGG